Molecule: messenger RNA, 1071 nt
Organism: Penicillium hordei
Lineage: Eukaryota; Fungi; Ascomycota; Eurotiomycetes; Eurotiales; Aspergillaceae
Exons: 1
Coding region: 1-1071 (356 amino acids)
Source: RefSeq, a predicted model, not a curated record
AUGGAUGACCCGAUGAGCAACCUCUCUCCGGAGGCGAGUCACAUUUUCAGUGCCAACAUGGGGACCGUCCAGAUAUUGUCUAUGUUCGCAAUUUCAGCGUGGAAUGCAAUUGAAGUUAUAAUUGCCAUAUUUGAUAAGUUCCAAAAGUAUAGUGGGGUAUACUUCUGGAGCAUGCAAAUUGCCGCCUGGGGAAUCUUGUUACAUGGCAUUCCAGGGCAACUUCGCUAUACCAACCUAGCCUCUACCCCUUCAGUGUCGAUCCCGUUUGUCGUGGGCUGGAUGUGCAUGGUAACUGGACAGGCGGCAGUGCUAUGGUCAAGAUUGCACCUCGUUGUUGCCGACACCCGCCAUGUACGAUGGGUCCUAUGGUGCAUCAUAGCCAAUGCUUUCGUCCUCCACAUUCCCAUGACAGCACUAUUCUUUCUCAAAAAUGUUAAUAUACCGCUCGGCCGCACAGCAUACAUCUACGACCGUUUUCAAACAACUGGAUUCGCCACCCAAGACACAUUAAUGUGUGCUAUCUACGUCCGCGAAGCUCUCCGAGCGCUCAAGCCCGUCUUUGAAUCCAAAGGUCCCCAAGGGCAAAGAAUUAUCUACCGAAUCCUCUUCGUCAAUCUCAUCGGCAUCGUCCUCAACAUAUUAGUCAUUAUCGUCGAGUUCCAAUUCCAUUACUUUGUCGCCUGCGGAAGGAUAGUCGCCUACAGCAUCAAACUGAAACUUGAAUUCCACGCCCUAACUCAACUCCGCGAUCUGACACGCACUUAUUCGUGCACGUUGUGCCAAGGGGCUCGUGGAAACGUGAGUGGUUCAGCCGACAUCAACAUCUUCGAUAUGCUCGCAAAUAGUUCCCCGUCGCAGGAUACCGAGGCGCAAACUAUCUCUGGUGUUACAAAUACUGUGUCCUCGACGCCGCACUCCGCGCGCAGUGGCACGUACGAUUUCCAUGAGGCAAUGCGCCAAACAAUGUUGACUGUGAGCUCUGAUGGGUCACAGGAAAGUACUCGGGCUCGGAUGCACUCGUCUGAUACGCACUCUACGGUUGAAAUGACAUUACUCGAGUGCCCGAAGUAA